Mercenaria mercenaria is the source of this 758-nucleotide messenger RNA. Its product is annotated as endoglucanase-like. The transcript is spliced from 4 exons. The coding region runs from base 1 to 540 and encodes 179 amino acids. The record is from RefSeq and is a predicted model, not a curated record. Lineage: Eukaryota; Metazoa; Mollusca; Bivalvia; Venerida; Veneridae.
AUGACAGAACGUAUUGAGAGAACUGGACAGGCAGAAGGAGGUGGUCAGCUUGAAUAUCAAAGAACUACCUUUGUUCCACAUGAUAAUGACAUUGAAAUUGUGUUUGUUGAUGGAAGCAUUGAUGAAGAAUUUGAUGAGAGGUUGAUUUGUUCUAAUGGUUACUGUCGCCGGUACGGCCAUUCCUGUCACAAACGGAACUCGUCUAUUAAAAAUAUUUCAGGCGGUUUUGUUGAUGGACAAGGACAACAUGUACCUGAGGGUCAGUCUAAAGUGUUCAUGGCGACCAAUCUGUGUCCAGACGAAUAUCCGAAUCUGAGCUGGUGCAGUCAGCGCUCAUCGAAUGGAUACGUGAACCAGUAUGGCUACGGCGAGCACUUUGAUCUUGAAAAGGGUAACAAUCAGCUUGGAGAUUGGCAAGGAAAGAACCCGGAGGUCACGUGGGAAUGGAGUGAUUGUAACGGCCCUCACAAUCAAGAUUCCAGAACGCCAAACGACAGAAUGUAUCAUCAGUGUUUCUGUGGAAGGCAUCCAGAUGGUUGAAAGAAAUAAAACACAAACUUUUCAAUGAUCGAAAUGAUGAUACUACUUUUGUUUGUCUUCUUUAUAUGUCCGGGUUUCUUUAUGGUACAGUGCACCUUCGAAAUGAUUAUACUUUUUUCUACAUGUACUUUUGUGGUACAGUGCGCCUUCGAAAUGAUUAUAACGUUUUUCCACAUGUAUCUUUGUGGUACAUUGCACUAAAGUAGGUACAGUGCGCC